AAUGAUUUUCGACCCGCGCAUGGCCGCUGCUGCUGCUUUAUUAAUGUCUUCUUCUCCGCCUAAUUCUGAUAAUAAUAAUUCUUUUUGUGAUCAAUUAAAUGUAAAUGGACUUUUUGCUUCUAAUACAACUGGUCAGAAAUUAAUUUUAUCGCCACCGCUUUCAAUUAAAUCAGAAAAUGCAAAUAAUGCUAAUAGAAUAUCAACAAAACAUUUCCCAACUUGUUCUGAUCCAUAUUUACAACAACAACCAGCAUUAAAAACAUCGUUAUUAAAUGAAAAAAGUUCUUUUCGUAUAGAAACAAUUAUUUCAAACAAAGAAACGCAACAACAAAAUUCUGAAGAAAAACCAGAAGAAGAGAAGGAAGAGGGGGAGGAAUUAGUGGAACGUAAAAACAAAAAUAAAAACAAUUUUUUAUUUUCUUCCUUCCAACAACAACAACAACAAUUUGUUUCAGUUCAAAAUUUACUUGCCCAAAUGACUGGGGGAAUACAACAACAACAACCAGGAAUGAUGUUAAUGUUGGAUAAACAAUUUGUACCUUCUAGUGCUUUUAAUUUGGCGAAUGGGGAGGAUAAUGAAGAAACUAAUUGCAACAUUUCCCCAUCCCAACAAACAUCAACAAACCAACAACAACAAUUUUAUGAAAACAUGCGAAUCUCACAAACAUCCCCCCAUUCAUCCUCUAGUGAAACAACAACAACAACACCCAUAACAACAUUAACACCAAAUAAAAGAAACUCAACAAACACAUGUUGUGUUUCCGGAGGGAAAAAGGCAAGAAAGGCGCGAACAAUAUUUACUGACAAACAAUUACAAGAGUUGGAAACAAUGUUUGAACAUAAGCGUUAUUUGUCUGUUACUGAUAGAAUGGAGUUGGCUAGAAGAAUGAAUCUGAGCGAUACUCAAGUGAAAACAUGGUAUCAAAAUAGAAGGUAA
Meloidogyne enterolobii is the source of this 937-nucleotide messenger RNA. The record is from the annotation of a GenBank genome assembly. Lineage: Eukaryota; Metazoa; Nematoda; Chromadorea; Rhabditida; Meloidogynidae.